Messenger RNA from Protopolystoma xenopodis, 975 nucleotides. The record is from the annotation of a GenBank genome assembly. Lineage: Eukaryota; Metazoa; Platyhelminthes; Monogenea; Polystomatidea; Polystomatidae.
CAUUCUGGUGGUAGCAGCGAUUUGACGACACCCAGCAGUCCACAGCGUAGCCCACCUUCUGGUGGCACUUUGGAAUUGCCCAGCACAAGUUCGAGUAGUGGCGGAAGCGCUGGUAGUGGUCAAGGUCCCUUAUCCUCACCAUCGAUCAUUACUGGUGAUCAUAAACCUAGUUAUACAGGCGGACAAGUUCUUGGUCAGCCACGCAGACAUCUUUCGCCUACGCCCUAUCAAUCUACGACCAUCACUCAUUACGCCCACGCAACAGGAUGCACCAAUACAACCACAGGUUUUACCCAUACCACAAGUCCGGCCACCACAACUGUCAGUCCUAGCAACAAUUCUAUCAUACCAUUACUGCCACUUACCUCACAGAAGCUUCAUUCUGAGUCUCCGGCAAUUACCAGCUUAACUGCUCACCACCCAAACCAACAAUCACAUAAUCAAUUUCACCAAUAUCCACAUCAACCUCAGUUACAGCACCCGGCUGUCCAGUCCUCCGAAGGCGUGUCCAAGAGCCCAUUGGGUCCUAUGGGUGUCGCUCGAAGCUCAAUUGCCCACGAAAAUAAUUUUUUAUUAUCUGGUGUCGGAGAGGCAGGUCUCGAAGGGAAAAGAGGUCCUGUUCAUGAGAUGGACCCAGAUUUGAAGCCAGAUAAAGGUUUUGGCGCAUGCAUUGUCGCGGAAGCUGAGAAACAGGUGGUGGCAGCCAGCGACCGGAUGACAGUAGAAGAGAUGCGGUCUGUGGCGAAUAGACAGCGUCAGCAAAUUGCCAGUCAGCUGCGUCAAAUUCAGGCAAAGCAGGAGCGUCUAGCCAGAUACAAAGCACGUUUGGCAUCUACCGGAAGGUCUUCGGUGGACACUCUGCAGGGCGGACAAAGACAAGUAAGUUCAAUAUAUGCUAGUUGGAAAAGUACUGAGCCUUUGGCACUUGCUCCUAUUUUAUCAAUUUCCCGUAGUACAGACGAUUUUAAUGAAUAG